This is a messenger RNA of Raphanus sativus (radish), 1611 nucleotides long. RefSeq names its product ATP-citrate synthase alpha chain protein 2. The record is from RefSeq and is a predicted model, not a curated record. NCBI's taxonomy places the organism in Eukaryota, Viridiplantae, Streptophyta, Magnoliopsida, Brassicales, Brassicaceae. Bases 167 to 1438 code for a protein of 423 amino acids. The transcript is spliced from 13 exons. Gene Ontology annotation, cellular component: succinate-CoA ligase complex. Gene Ontology annotation, molecular function: succinate-CoA ligase (ADP-forming) activity. Gene Ontology annotation, biological process: succinyl-CoA metabolic process; tricarboxylic acid cycle.
UGUUUUUACUUUUUUAGAUAAGUUAUUAAGAAAAGUAAAAGAAAAGAAAUGAUAAGGUUCAGAUAUAAAUACGGACCUCAGCAAUAACAAAGAGAGAGGUGUCGAUUUAGUUCGCUAACUACCGAAGAAGCAAGCACCUACCUCUCUCUCUCAACGCUCAGAAGAAAUGGCAAGGAAGAAGAUCAGAGAGUACGACUCAAAGAGACUCGUGAAGGAACAUUUCAAAAGGCUUUCCGGUAAAGAACUCCCUAUCAGAUCCGUUCAGAUUAACCAAGAGACUGAUCUUAAUGAGCUAGUUGAGAAGGAGCCUUGGCUCUCUUCCGAGAAGCUGGUCGUCAAACCCGACAUGUUGUUUGGUAAGCGUGGCAAGAGCGGUUUGGUCGCCUUGAAACUCGAUUUCGCUGAAGUUGCGACAUUUGUCAAAGAGCGCUUAGGCAAAGAGGUGGAGAUGAGUGGAUGCAAAGGACCCAUCACAACUUUCAUUGUUGAGCCCUUUGUCCCACACAAUGAGGAGUUUUAUCUCAACAUUGUUUCGGAUAGGCUUGGCUGCAGCAUUAGCUUUUCUGAGUGUGGAGGGAUUGACAUCGAGGAGAACUGGGACAAGGUCAAGACCAUCUCUGUGCCCACUGGUUCUUCCUUGACACCUGAGAUAUGUGCACCUCUUGUUGCUACCCUUCCUCUUGAGAUCAAAGGGGAACUUGAAGAUUUUAUUCAAGUUAUUUUCACCCUUUUCCAAGAUCUUGAUUUCACUUUCUUGGAGAUGAAUCCUUUUGCACUGGUUGAUGGGAAGCCUUAUCCUUUGGAUAUGAGGGGUGAGCUUGAUGACACCGCUGCUUUCAAAAACUUUAAGAAGUGGGGAGACAUUGAAUUCCCCAUGCCAUUUGGAAGAGUGAUGAGCCCCACAGAGAGCUUCAUCCACGGUCUAGAUGAGAAGACAAGCGCAUCUUUGAAGUUCACUGUUCUGAAUCCCAAGGGAAGGAUUUGGACUAUGGUUGCUGGAGGAGGUGCAAGUGUCAUCUACGCAGAUACUGUUGGAGAUCUUGGGUAUGCAUCUGAGCUUGGAAACUAUGCUGAAUACAGUGGAGCCCCCAAAGAAGACGAGGUUUUACAGUACGCUAGAGUUGUCAUCGAUUGUGCUACAGCGAAUCCGGAUGGGAAAACCAGAGCACUGGUGAUCGGAGGUGGAAUUGCUAACUUCACCGAUGUUGCUGCUACCUUCAAUGGCAUUAUCCGAGCUCUCAAGGAAAAGGAAGCAAAACUGAAAGCAGCAAGGAUGCAUAUAUAUGUGAGGAGAGGAGGACCAAACUACCAAAAGGGACUUGCUAAAAUGAGAUCCCUUGGAGAUGAAAUCGGUGUCCCAAUCGAGGUGUAUGGUCCUGAAGCAACAAUGACAGGUAUCUGCAAGGAGGCAAUUGAGUACAUCACAGCGGCUGCAUAAAAAGCCUUUAACUCUACUGUGUUACUUCAAAUGCUCUUUAAGAUUUGUGUUGAGUCUUAUGGUUGGAUUAUAUGUUUCACUUCUUAAGUUUCUUAUUUGUAUUCAUAAUAAUCAUCGAGGAUCUUUGGUACUCUUUUCUCUUUUUACUUGGUGUGUUUCACUUUUGAUUGUCA